GGUCUGGUCAAGAACAGUAUUUAAAAGGUCACCUCUCCCAGCUUCAAUAGGCUCUGACCAUCACAGGAAAGACCCAUCACUCUCACCUCUCAACUCAACGUCCACUUGUCUUUCUCUCCGGAGCAUUUCCCCUGGACUGCCAUGAUGAUGAGAAUGAAGCUGACCUUCCUUUUGGCCAUCUUACUUUUUCAACUGACCAUCUCUGUUAAAGGAGGGGGAUCUGCUCCUAAGCCAGCUCAACAGGCUCAACAGGCAGAUAAACAGUUUAAAUUUGGAGAUAUCAUUCGAACCAAAAUGAAGUGGAGAGAUAUGACCUAUCUGUUCGAAUCCAAAAAGAGGGGGAUCCCUCCAGGAUAUCACUUUGCAAUCUGGGUUGAUAACCCACCAGCGAAAGCUGUGAUGCCUAAUCGAAACAAAGGCAACAUUUUUCACUUUGAUGGAAAGAAAGUAGACUGUACAUAUUCCUACAUUGAAGAUAUCAGUAAAUGGCAGCAGUAUAAUGUUCGUGAUAACACGCCUGGCUUUGUUCCCCAACCACCAGAACAAAUAGCCAGGGAUUUGGAGGAAAGAUAUCACAAUUGUGGUGACUAUUCAGUUUUGAGAAACAAUUGUGAACAUCUUGUGACAUGGCUCCGAUAUCAUAAUAAGACAUCAAAACAGGAUGGAGCUGUUGGAAUGUUUAUACGUUUCUUUAGACCCGCUGAAUGGCCUGCUGCACUGCCACCAGUUAAUGAACCAACAGCUUGAGGUCUAAACCUCUCAGAUGUUCUCUCUCUCUUCCAUCCUCUCUGUCUCUGUAUGAAGUGAGGUCUAAACCUCUCAGAUGUUCUCUCUCUCUUCCAUCCUCUCUGUCUCUGUAUGAAGUGAGGUCUAAACCUCUCAGAUGUUCUCUCUCUCUCCAUCCUCUCUGUCUCUGUAUGAAGUGAGGUCUAAACCUCUCAGAUGUUCUCUCUCUCUUCCAUCCUCUCUGUCUCUGUAUGAAGUGAGGUCUAAACCUCUCAGAUGUUCUCUCUCUCUUCCAUCCUCUCUGUCUCUGUAUGAAGUGAGGUCUAAACCUCUCAGAUGUUCUCUCUCUCUUCCAUCCUCUCUGUCUCUGUAUGAAGUGAGGUCUAAACCUCUCAGAUGUUCUCUCUCUCUUCCAUCCUCUCUGUCUCUGUAUGAAGUGAGGUCUUAGUAAUAAUAAAACAUGAGUAGAAUUCUG
This is a messenger RNA of Oncorhynchus kisutch (coho salmon), 1201 nucleotides long. RefSeq lists its product as uncharacterized. The transcript is spliced from 6 exons. The record is from RefSeq and is a predicted model, not a curated record. Lineage: Eukaryota; Metazoa; Chordata; Actinopteri; Salmoniformes; Salmonidae. The coding region runs from base 142 to 747 and encodes 201 amino acids.